Molecule: messenger RNA, 7283 nt
Organism: Salvelinus sp. IW2-2015
Lineage: Eukaryota; Metazoa; Chordata; Actinopteri; Salmoniformes; Salmonidae
Source: RefSeq, a predicted model, not a curated record
UGCUCAAUGAAAACGGAAGAGGUGAGAGUGUAGAAACCUUUGCCACGGAGCAUCAAAAUCAAAUGUGUCUGGAAGGUUAUUCUCUGCAUUUUAGGGGACUUUCUAACCGUGGAAGUAUCUUGAAUCUUCGCAUAUGCCUACCUGUUGAAUGUUACAGCGGGCGAGGAAAAUUUUCGGAGAUACAACGGGUCUAUCAAUUAUUUGUUAAAGAAUUCAGCGCAGAAUCCACCAUAAUUUAUUUGCGGAUACCAUUCGAUGUUUCAGCAAGGAUCAGCAAAUCAGUUGAAACUUGAAACAACAUAUUUCGCACCUGAGAAUAAAACAAUUAAACACUUGCCACUUGUACACGUUGAAGACUAAAGGAAUUACUGAAAGAAGACUUCAGACUGACGCACUAAAUGGAAACACAACCUGCCUUUACUUGUAAAAGUGUAUAACGCAGGUAAAUGAUGCUGGAGGCUGUGUGACUGGCAGCUAUGGGACCAAAGAGGUGCUAUUUCGUGGAUGUCACCAUGGUGACUGCACUCUGCCUGCUGUGUGUCAGCCAUGGUCAGAAGCCGGAGGUGCAUGCCAAGGAAGGGGGUGUGGUGGAGAUGGAGUGUAGACUGCCACCCACUGACACGGGUGCGUCUGUGUCCCUGCACGUUGUGGAAUGGGUGCGCCAGGGCGUCCYGAUCCCAGUCCUGAUCAAGUUUGGAGUGUAUGCUCCUCGGGUGCAUCCCAACUACGAGGGCCGUGUGUCUCUGGUCAGGAACACUGUUCUGAGAGUGAAGGGGCUCCUCAUGGAGGACCAGGGCCUGUACGAGUGUCGCAUUUUCCUGUUGGACCAAACCACAGACGAGACCCACAAUGGAACCUGGACCCUACUGUCUGUAACUGCUCCUCCUAUUUUCACCAAGACCCCUCCCCCUGUCCUGGAGGCUCUAGUGGGGAAUUCUCUCUCUCUAGCCUGUGUUGCUCGUGGCAACCCACCACCCACUAUAACCUGGGCUAAAGAUGGUACUCUGAUUGGAGGAGACAAAGUUGAGCUGCUGAGUGGGAAGUUGUCUCUCAGAGCAGUGAGCACGGAGGCCGGAGGACGGUAUGAAUGUCUUGCCACCAACACAGAGGGCAAUGUGACUCAUGUUACAAAGCUGAAGGUCAAAGGUCCUCCAGUUAUUGUUAUCCCCCCGAAUAACACGGCCCUCAACAUGACCCAGAAUGCCCUGCUGCGGUGCCAGGCCGUGGCUGAUCCCCCCAACAUGACCUACAUUGUUAGGCCUCUAAAGUCCCGGGUGAAGAUCAUGGUGGACGGCACCCUCCUCAUCACCCGCAUCACCCCAGACGAUUCUGGGAACUAUACCUGCAUGCCCACCAAUGGGCUGUUAACUCCGCCUACUGCUUCCGCCAGUCUCACUGUGAGACACCCUGCCCAGGCUCUCCUGAUGCCUCAGCAGACGUAUCUCCCCACAGGCCUGGGGGGUCUGGUCUCCUGCCCUGUGAGAGCCCAGCCCCUCCUGCUCCGUGUUGAUUGGACCAAGGAUGGACAGCCACUGGAUCUGGCCAUGUACCCAGGAUGGACGCUGACGUCUGAAGGCUCGGUGUUCAUGGCAACUGUCAAUGAUGAUGCWACAGGGGUGUACAAGUGCACCCCCUACAACAGCUUCGGGACCAUGGGCCAAUCAGGGCCCACGACAGUCAUCCUACAGGACCCCCCGUCACUCAACGUGUCUCCCCGAAAGGAGUAUCGAGAGGAGGUGGGUAGGACGCUUGUUAUCCCCUGCKAGACCACUGGAGAGCCAGCCCCUACUGUAACCUGGAGCAAGGUUGCACCUGCCACACUCUCUCAGUACUCUGUAGCAGCCAACGGCUCCCUGCUGCUGCUUCCUCUCAGUAAAGACCACCAGGGGGUGUGGGAGUGCAGUGUUACCAACCGCGUGGGCACUGUCAAAUCCAGCACUCUCAUCUCAGCGCUGGGCACCAGUCCCCAUGCUGCCACCCUGGUGUCUGUGUUUCCAGGGGUCAAGCAGGCCAAUGUGUCCUGGGAACCAGGCUUUGAUGGGGGAUACCCCCAGAAAUUCACUGUCUGGUUGAAGCAGAUGUCUGUUGGUGACAGUGGGGAGAAACAGGAGUGGCUCUCUGUGCCCGUGCCCUCCUCCUCUGGCUCCAGUCUGCAGCUGACAGGGCUGGUCCCUGACACAGAGUACCAGUUCAGUGUCCUGCCACACAACAAAGUGGGCACUGGGCCUUUCYGUGAGAUCGCCACCAUCCGAACUCUGAAUCCACUCCCAAGGAGAGCGAAACUAGAGCCACCCACAUCGCUGUCAGCCAAUCAGAGCUUGGCAGGUAUAGUCCUGCAGUGGUCCCCCUUGUCUCAGUUCCUGCCCAUCACUGGAUUUGUCCUCCAAUCGCGCACUGAGCAAGGGGAGUGGUUCAAUCUGGACGAGGACAUCGGUGCCAAUAGGAGUGUGAUGAUCGUUCCAGGACUGCGCAAGGACUGUGUGUAUGAGCUGCGGCUGCUGUCCCGGCGAGGGGUGUUGCUGAGCGAGCCCAGUCCAUCAGUUAACGUCUCCAACAUGGGGAUGGAUAUGUACCCUGCCAGUUCCCGCCUCCUGGAGUUUGUACCCAAGCCGUUAUUGGCUGGAGUGAUGGGAGGAGUUGCCUUCCUGUGUUUGGCCCUCAUCCUGGUCCUAGGGACAGUGUGUAUCAUCAGUCACAAGAGAGACCAGCGACGCAGGAAGAGGAAAGAUGAUCUCCCUCCUGCCAUCUAUAAAAGCCCCCCCUCAACCGGGUCACUUGCUAGCAGUCCAGACAGUGUGCUGAAGCAGAAGCUCCUCCACUCCCACUAUCCUGGCUCCACCUCCCGCUCCUGCUCCUCCUCCCAGUUGGACCCCUCCUCUUUCGACAGACCCAGCCGUAGUGAAUACCAUGACCAGUGCCAGCAGCUGCUCUCCUGCCCCCCACCACCUCCUCACUACGCCCCCCACCUCCCCAGGACAGGCUCUUCUCCCACUUCCCCUCUAGAGUUCAUCUUCAGAGGCCCUGACGGUCUCUUCAUGAUGCAGCCCUAUGACCAGACCUCUGUCCACAUUUCCCACAACAUAAGAUCCCUGAGGAAAGACUUCCCACAAUCCACUGAGGUCCAGAGGUCAGUGUCCCCCUGUGUGAGGAGGGAGCCGCCAUUGGUCCUCUCAGUGGACCUACCCCCCUGUGGUGGAUCUAACCCCAACCCCACGACCAUGGUCCGUGCAAUGGCCAAACACCUUUCCCUCCAUGGACGAUUCUACCUGGAUGGGAAGAAAGACAGUUGUGCUGGACAUCCAGGCGAGAGUAGUCUCUACUCGGACAGUAACUCAGACAUGUACCCCCAGCCUAGCCUGGAGGAGAGCAAACCAGGAUACCUGUCACUAAAGCGGGCCGUCCAGCCUGCCAUCUCCAGCACCCUGAUGCUACAGAUGGAGCAGGUGUCUGAAGCUGGCCCGGGAGAGAGAGGAGCUGGAGAGAAAGCUACGGAAGUACACACUGGAGAGGAACGCUACUUUAGAUGGGAAGAGCAAGAGACCAGGCAUAGAUGAGGAGAGCUGGAGAGAGACUGAAGAAUGUGAUCCCAUAUGGAAACCUCAGGAAAGCACCUCCCUACAAAACCACCCCCAUCGCUGUCAUCCUCAGGCCAACUGGGGGAGCUCUAGCAUGGCCAAAAGGCCUUCGUCCCCAUCUUAUAUUCACUGGGAGGCCAGCCCUCUCACCUCAGCCACCAGCCUGGUCGCAGCCCUUCACACCACCUCUGAGAGGACAGUGACCCUCCACUGUGACCCUCCAGUCACUCAAUGUCCCUCUCUGUCACCUGUCACACAACACCACCUCAGGGCUAAGAGAUUAGAGGGUCACUCUAAGAGGAGGGUGAGUCACCAGCCACUAGAGAGGCAAGAAGGGAAAGAAGCUGCGAGUUUCAAGACACACACAGGGCUUUGUGAUACUACUCACAUGUCAACAGAGUUGAAGGGAGAUGACUCAGAGUCACAUGAAUGGAACAGCAAGAGCAAUCAAUGCCAUUCCAAUGGCAGAAUUUCACACAGGUCUAAGCCAGAUGUCUCUGUCAACAAAGUGCAUGGUGUAAGGAAAGUGGCGUUAACAAAGUCACAGCCAUUUGAAAAGCCAUCUCAACACACAGUGUUGGAUCUCUCAGACUGUUUAGAGAUGAGUGUGGAUGAACCAGAAGGCUCAGUUGAUCCUCCUACAAAUCCCAUAAAGCUCCAGAGCCUAUUGGCAGAGAAAGGCCACAGAGGACCGCAAACCACAAAAAAAGGCCACAGAGGCCAUCCAUUGGACCACAAAAAGAGCCCAGUACCUAGAGAGGAGCGGGAGAAGUGGCACAGGAGAUCACCUCGGGACAGAAGCCCAACUACCAUUCAGCCUCCCAGGCCGGUGCUCAGGAAGGCCCUCAGUCUAGGAGGCUCUCAGAACGGGGACGGCCGCCACCACCAGCGCAGCCACAGUCUAGAUUCCAGGAGACAAUCCCAGGGUAACUUCCUGACGCCUGACGCCUGGGUCGACUCUCUCAGCCAUGAGAACUGUUCCUCUCCUUUCUCCUUUCGACCAGACUCUGUGUUCUGGGAACCGGAAUUCACCUCAGCUCCUGAGACCAACCACACAGAGGCCCCCACUGCCUGCCCACCUCCCCCCCAGGACCUCCAGCCUCCCAGCAAGGCCCCACAGCAACUUUAUGAAGCAUACAAGGGUAAUGCGCACAUCCCAAAUGUAAGAAAACUGGUGCUGGAGAGACAGCAGCCGCUCCCCCCAACCCCUCCUCCAGUGCCUUCGGUCCCCAUCCACCCCCCCCACAACCCCCGCAAAAAGGCCUCCAUCUUCCCAGACGCCUCCAGGUGGCCCAUCACCUACCAGGAGGCCCUGAGGUCUGUGCAGCGCACGGAGGCCAGGAAGAAUGCCUCUCUCCCCAGGGAGCACCCCAGACCAUCAGACUGUAGAGGCAGAACUACAGCUCCCUCUCUGCUCAGAGGUUACAGCUGGCCCGCACCCCUUCACACCUCUCAGCCGUCCCAGGAGGAGGAGAAGCAGGAGGAGGUGGUAGAAGAGGAGGAAGGAGAGGAGAGGAGAGGUAUGCGGGGCAUGAAAUGGAGGUGGAGAUUGGGAGGUAUCAACCGGGAGUGCCAGACUCAGGGAGGAGCUACAGUAGCUAUGCCAGCCAGAGCAGUGGCAGGGGGAGUCUGGAGCCUCCCAAUGGGUGCCUGUCCAUCUGCCUGUCCCCAACCCUCACCAGCUCUCCUGAGGCCAUCGAGGAGAUACAGGGGAACACAGAGGAGACACGUCUACAGGACAUGGAGGCAUUGAAAAGGAGAAAGGCCUCAGUGAAUAAGAAUUAUGAGUGGGACUCAACUGAUGUGUCCAUUCAGCCAGGAGAUCAAGAUCUUGAAGGCACAAGCCUGUUCUCCUCAGUGAGUCUACUGAAGUCUACUCCCAGCAUGCACCAUUCCAGGAAGGGCCUCAAAGAGUCAGUACAAUUCCAGGGUCAUCACCAUGAGACCAGCCGCUACUCAGACCCCGAGAAAGAGACUGUGCUGUUCUGACAAUCCCAUCUAUACCUAAGGUCUCGGGUCUUGUCCCCAUGCUUCUCUACAGCCUGGAGCCCUCUGAAUGAUUUCCCUUCACUGGCCCUGUCUGGGCAGAGCACAUCCCUCAGCGGCAGAAUAAUUGGUUCAGAAAAAGGUAUCCCUGCUGGUAUCACUGUGACUUCCUCUGUCUCUCUCCAGGUCGCUCCUCUCUCUUCCUCUCCUCUCUCCUUGUCCCUCUGUUUCAGUGUCUCUCUGCAUUAUGCCUGGCUGCGUGGCACACAUUUCCUCUCAACAGAAAGCUUGUCAAGCAACACCUCUCUCAGUUAACGCCUGAUCUGCUCACAUCUCACAAUCACUAAUGAAGUGUCUCUGCCAUUAAAGGUCAGCUUGUUGCCAUCUGCCACCCACCACCAUGCCAGUCCUUUAGCUUCUGACUGGACAAGGGGAUGACAGAGAGUGGUACAUCCUGAUUGGACAGGGGGAGGACAGAGGGUGGUACAUCCUGAUUGGACAGGGGAGGACAGAGAGUGGUACAUCCUGAUUGGACAGGGGGAGGACAGAGAGUGGUACAUCCUGAUUGGACAGGGGAGGACAGAGAGUGGUACAUCCUGAUUGCUAUCACUCUCCUACCUCCAGCCCUCCACCCUGUCACUCUCCUACCUCCAGCCCUCCACCCUAUCACUCUCCUGCCCCCAGCCCUCCACCCUAUCACCCUCCUGCCCCAGCCCUCCACCAUAUCACUCUCCUGCCCCCAGACCUCCACCCUAUUACUCUCCUGCCUCCAGCUCUCCAGCCUAUCACUCUCCCUGCCCCAGCCCUCCACCCUAUUACUCUCCUACCUCCAGCCCUCCACCCUAUCACUCUCCUGCCCCCAGCCCUCCACCCUAUCACUCUCCUGCCCCCAGCCCUCCACCCUAUCACUCUCCUGCCCCCAGCCCUCCACCCUAUCACUCUCCUGCCCCCAGCCCUCCACCCUAUCACUUUAUUAUUAUUCUGCUGCACUUCCAAUGUUCUACCAUUCCCCCAAACUCUUAUGUUGCUACCUUGGGUCAAAUGUAUUUUUGCACCUUCCUUGCGCCUUGCUGCAGAUUUGAGAAAGGCAGGGGUUUUGUUGGGCCCGUCUCAAAGCUCCUCCACCUAAGAGCCUCUUGUUGGGGCCAUGAAGUGCCAUUCAACUAAAGAGAAAACUUCUCUGUGCCAGAAAAUGAUCCUCUGCUGUUGUUUCACCGUAUUCUGAGGUUGUGCUGUAUUUUCAGUGUGAUUGUGUACAGCCAUAGGAGGGUUGAGGGACAGUGUCAUCAUCGAUAAGAAUUUCCCUUCAGAUAUGAAUGACUGUGCAAUACCUUUCUCAAGUUUGCUUUGUUGAUUGUUGUCCAUAGGUCAGAUGUUAUGCAACAGGUGAGUUGAAUGACCUGGUAGCAUUUGUGGUUACACAAAACAACUUGUGCCUUGUGUCUUUUUUUCAUUAUUCCCAACAUGUAAACUCUUUAUUAUUAAUGAAAACCUCCAUCUAUAGUAAUGGUCAUGAAUGUUAAUGGUAUGGAUGUUAUGAUCAUUUCUGUAUUAUACUGUACAUGUUCACUGUCCCCACCAACCCCAAAUUAUGCAGUAGCUUUCCUGCAGUCAAAUGACCAAAUCGCGCUAUAGUGGCCUCACGGGUGGAAUGUUUAUCAUAUUUUUCAUAAUUUCAUKAUUCAUAUAUAUAUAUAUUUUUUAAUGCUGAAAAUCAGGUGU